CGUUGGCAGGGGGCGCUAAGAACGCGCGCGCCGCGCCGCAUAGCAGUACAUAAAUUGCUUACUCAACUCGCAUGACUGGGUGUUAUGGCGCUGUCAACAAGAAAAUUCCUUGUGUGUCGUUCAUAGCAGCCAGAUAAGGCAUACUCGACUCAUAGCUCGUGGGUACGCAUCGUGUCGUGUAUUACCGUUUUACGAAAGUAGUUUGCUAUUUCCAAGCGUACGUUUCCUGUCGCGAACGGCAGAUACUGCAGAGCAUUUUCGACUGGACGACCCGAUUAUCUGCAGGCAGCAUGAACGAAGUUACAUUAUUGUUGCUCCUAUUUCUUCGUGAGCGGAUGCUGUGCUGCCCCAUGCCAGGACUGCCAAGAAACGGAGUGUUCGCACGAGGAGAGAAGAUGCCGAAAAAUGUCACUGCUGGCAUGGCGGUCACGUACGCCUGCAACGAGGGCUUCCUGAUGCUGGGCAGCAACCGUCGUGUGUGCUCGGCCGACGGCAACUGGCAUCCACGAGGCCUGCCUUACUGCGUCAUAGAUGUCGCGGCGACCAAGGCGGUGUCUUCGUCGGAGCCGCGAAGCGACCCAAACCUGGCGAUGGACAGGAACCGAACGACAUGCAGUGAUACGCUCAGGCAUUUGUCGCCUUGGUACCUCGUGGACUUGCAGCAGGCGCUGCCCAUCAGCGUGGUGAAGCUUGACUUGCCAGCUUCUGCCGUCACGGCUUCGGUGAUGGUGCGCGUCGGCAACUCGUCCACGGCGUUCGAGAACAUGGUGUGUAGCGUUUUCGAAGGGGCUCUGGAGCCCGGUCGUUCCCUGUACUUGCCCUGCGUCUCUGCACACAGCGGUCGGUACGUCAGUGUCCACAUGAACGAAUUCGGCUCGCUAUCCAUCUGUGAAAUUACCGUCUAUUCCGAAAUAGUCGACGUCGAAGGCUCGGAGGCUACCACCGUUUACUCGUCUAACUCAACAACCCAGCCGCCCACACAAAGAGGUCACGUGCUGGGAACUAAGGGACUGACUGGCAUAGGCCUCGGAGCAUUCGUGCUACUUGCCCCCGUAUGUUGCUGCUGUUGGUGCCAGCGUUGUACGAAAUGUUGCUGCAAGAAAUCUAAGGCCAGAAGAGAGGUGACAGGCGUCGACAACAGCGUGUUCGUGUUAUGCGACGGCCCUAUGGAUCGCAGGUACGCGAAUGCGUGGAACAACCUCGGUCGCGAUGGCACGGUUCCCACCGGAGCGAGUGGUGUCACCGCGAGGUUAAAAGACGUUCGCGUGGUGUGUCCAGCAGACAGCUUCUCCGACGUCGACCUAAACAGCCCGUAAGUCGUGCAUCAAGUUGAUUAGGAUGCAUGACGAAAAGUGCAAGUUAUUUGUUGUCAGCUUUCGCUGGACUCUACUUCCGCCAACUGCGUUACGUUCAUUUUAUUCCCAUUUCUUCAUGCCAUUCUUGUGGGGUCAAACGCGUGAAGAGAGUUGUCGUAGCAGAAGCUCCGAAUUUUGCGUGUGGCAGAUUUUUAUUGCAGUUUUUUAGCGCAUACUCAUUUUGUUCAGCAUACUGUAUUUUAUUCAUUCUGAUUAGACGGUGGGGUGGCACUCGUAUUGCUUUGUACAGUUACCACGAGAAGUUUUAAUCUGUUUUUGUGCUGUUUCGUUUUGUUGUGCCACACAACAUUGCAUCUUGGAAUAAAACAUGGUGCUGAUUCUCGA
Dermacentor silvarum is the source of this 1700-nucleotide messenger RNA. RefSeq lists its product as uncharacterized. The record is from RefSeq and is a predicted model, not a curated record. The transcript has a single exon. The coding region runs from base 291 to 1316 and encodes 341 amino acids. Lineage: Eukaryota; Metazoa; Arthropoda; Arachnida; Ixodida; Ixodidae.